GAGCUUUUUCAGUUUUCAUUUUUCAAUCGAGAAACGCGAACGAUCAGAAAAUGCAAAUGGCGUAUGGCAGGAAUACGUAGUGAUUUUCAGUGCUGGCAAAGUUUUCUUGCUUUAGUAUGUUCUACGCGAUGUAUUAGCGGGAAAUUUGAUCGUGCUUCAAAAGUUAAAGUGCUUAGGGUUUUCGAAAUACUGGAGUAUUAAACCGAAGUACGUAUUUUCAUGUGUAAAACUUGUCGCCUUUUGCAGCAAACUGUUUCUAUGAAUCAAGUGAAAAAAAAUUGUGGACGCUGCGAAAAUCGCGGUUGGUGGAUGAAAUUAGGCUUUUUCGGUUCAUCGCGUUAAUUUGGAAUGAGAUCAUAACAAACUGUUUAGCGAAAUUAAGCGCUAUAUUGAAAAAUAAGCGGCUUCGUUGAUCGAAGGGAAUAAAAUUCGCGCUUUAAAGUCGCGAGCAAGAAACGCGUCCGCUCUCUAUACUGUGCUGUUGUCGAGUUGCAGAAGUUUUAUGAAAAUGAACGAUAUCAGCACAAACAAUAAGGAAACAGUUCUUCCGGCCCCGUCCGCCUGGGAACAGCUAACUAAUCCCGCUUUGGCCGAGCAACAUCAACAGCAACAACAACAGCAGCAACAACAACAACAACAACAACAACUUCAACUACAACAACAUCAACCCUCUCCCCAACCGCUUCAUCAGCAACAUGCAAUUCCUCAACACCAUCAAAUGCAUCAUGCCCAUCAUCUGCAAGGGCAAUCAUCCCCGCAUCCAUCGUCACAACAUCCGCUUACUCCGCAGCAACAUCACUCACUUCCGAACCAAACACCUCUGCAUCAAGCAAUGAGUCCUACGUCCAGCGUGGCACCAAUGACUCCAACCAAAACCACUCCGCCGGAUGUGUCCCACACACCACAAACUGCACCCGGUCCAAACCAGACUACUGGACCAAGUUACUCCGAAGAACUACUUCCUGAGCUUGUCAAUCAGGGUUGGCGCAAAUUCUGGUCCAAAAGGGAGGGACGUCCGUAUUUUUGGAAUAAACUAACCGGUGAGUCUCUUUGGGAGCCCCCGAUGCUGAAUCGGAGCAAUCAACAGUUUGAUCCUUUAACGGACCCCCUGGGCAUUUGCCACACUGGUCAGAAUGGUCCAGUGCCACAACAGAAUAAUAAUGCACUCAAACGAAGAGCCUCGGAAGAUGUGCAAAAUCAUAACCAGCAGCAGCAACAGCAUGGAACUGGGGGUCCUCCUCCACUCAAAAAGUAUGUCUUGCCUGGUCCAUGGGAUUUGGAAAUUCCUACUAACGUUGUAAUGUACGAUCGCAUUCCAACAAUGUAUCCACAGCCGAAUCCGGAAGUGGAAGCCAUGCGUGGUGUUUUAACGGUUCGUCUUUACAAAACCUACGAAGAUCUAUGUACCAAACGCGAAUCUAUCAACCCUCCCGCUGGGUCGUUUAAUCGCUGGCUGAUGGAACGAAAAAUAAUUGACCGAGGCUACGAUCCUAUGCUGCCUAGUGUGUGCCAGCCAGAAAUCUCACAGCAAAUGUACAGAGAAAUCAUUCGGGAUAUUCCGAUCAAAAUCGUAAAACCAAAGUUCACCGGUGAUGCACGAAAGCAGCUGUCGCGAUACUGUGAUGCCGCAAAAAAAAUUGUUGAACGACGAUCCGCUUCAGUUGAGAGUAAGAAAGUUGUAAAGUGGAACGCAGAGGAAACGUACGAAUGGCUGCGGAAGACAGUUGGAGCAAGUUACGAAGAUUUUCAAGAUAGGUUGACUCAUCUGAGACGACAGUGCGAACCGCAUAUUAUCAGCACAGUUAGGAACAGUGUCGAACAGCUUUGUACAAAAAUCUAUCAUUUAUCUGCCCAGCACUGUAAAGCGAUUCGUGAUCGACAUAGUCAAAUUUUAAAGGAAAAUGGUAUUCAGGAAUUGACACAACCCUUGCAACCACCGUUAAUGCGGAAGGUGUGGUGCUAUCCGGUUCAGUUUGCCAUCCCAUCACCUAGAAUGCCCCAGAUUGAUUACAACACCGAUCGGGAACACAUGACGAUUAAAUACACGCACGCUUCUCUUUCAGGACCGGAUACGCAUACCAUUAAUAGUUCGCAUUUGCAGAAAUUGGAGCAAUUGUAUCGGUUCAACUGUUUCGAUGACAAAAAAUUUGACUUCUUCAUCGGGCGGGUGUACUGCAUGCUGAAGCGCUAUUCUACAUUCUUGUGCAAUGCCAACUCCAACCAACAGGAACCGGAGUUGACUCAAUCGGCACUUCCCGCGAUUGUUUUCGAGUGUCUUCAUCAACAUUUUGGCGUCACGUUCGAGUGCUUUGCCAGCCCGUUAAACUGCUACUUCCGGCAGUAUUGUUCGGCAUUUGGGGAUACGGAUUCAUACUUCGGUUCGAGGGGUUCAUUUCUUGAGUUCAAACCGGUAUCCGGUUCGUUUCAGGUCAACCCACCUUACUGUGAGGAGUUAAUCGAUGCUAUGCUACGGCACAUCGACCGGUUGCUGACGGAUUCGGUGGAUCCGUUAAGUUUUAUCGUGUUCCUGCAAGAGUGGAAGGAACCGGCGUUACAAUGUCUCUCGAAAAUUGAGGAUAGUCAUUUCAAACGUAAACAAGUUGUAGUAAUGGGUAUGGAACAUGAAUACCGCCAUGGACUGCAGCACUGUAUACCAAAAUCGGAUGUAAAUUUUAAAAGCAUUCAUGGUACAAUGGUCGUAUGGUUGCAGAAUAACGCAGGUUUCCAGCGCUGGGGACCAACAGAGGCUCGUGUGGAUGCCCUGCUGGAAGCAUUCCGUCCGGGUCGUGAACGAGAACGUGACAAAGUCGUACCUGCAAGUGCCGGCACUCCGGUUUCGGCAAGCAGUCCACCUGAAACUACUGGUAUUGCCAACAGUGAACCCGGUUCUACCACACCGAAAACAUCGCAAACUCCAACCACUUAGAGCAUGUCUUUACUCGAUAGUAAAGUAAUUUCAUGUGUUAUAACCAGCAACAGACAAAUAGACUAACGUAGAUGACAAACUAUCAAUAAUCAACCAGUUUCACCCAGUUUUUCUCCGCACAUAAAUACAUUCUAACAAUGAUAAAAAUCUAGCAAAAAUACGGAAAAUAGCUUUCAAAUUAUGACAUGAAACGGUAGAGUUUGGCCCAUAAUCCUUUUCGAAGGAACCAGGACUUUUAACAUACAUACAGUCAGCUAUUGUGCAUAUUUUAAUCAAUUGUAUAGCGAAAUUAAAAAGUGAAAUCCUUUUUUGCCUAUCACUGAAGAGAUGGCAAACAAAACUGUAGUUGUACUAUUUGUUGUUGAUUCUUUUUAAAUUGAGUCGCGUAUGGCGCCGUAUUAUCGUGCGCCGAAGCUGUUAGGGUACUCUCUUCUAACGAUACACUAAGUUAGUGCUAUGGCUAAGCUAACAGUACAUCUAUAUUCUAGAAAAAUUGAGAUACGCGUAAAAAACGGUACGGUAAAUGAGUAAAAUCAAAGUUGAAACAAGCAGAUGUUCAGUCCAGAGUAUGUAGUUUUCUUUCCGAUGGGAAGGAACGAUAAAAAAAGUCCUGAAUGUUGCAAUUUGUUAUUUGUUUUCAAAACAUUUGUGGAGAUUUUUUUUAUAUUAUUUUAAAAACUUUAUUUUAUAUUAAAAUGUAAAUAAAAGCGUAUAUUUUUACUAUUAACAACGACCAACACAAACGUGUGCGUUGUGGUUGAUAAUAUAAAAAUGCGACCAAGUGAACCCUCUAUAGAGCUAAUUGAUUGUAAAACGAAAAGAUGUUCGCAUAUUUCCUUGUUUUCCAACUUCAGGAAUUAAUUUCUAAUGGUUUUUCAAUGUAGUAUAUCUCACUGAUACAUAAUUUGAUGUACAAAUUGAAAUCAUAAUAAUGGGCACAUUAUUCAAAUGUUACGAAAAUAAAGGAAAAUCUGAAAUGUCUCAGUUAAACUUA
Messenger RNA from Malaya genurostris, 3920 nucleotides. It is a transcript of the gene Pcif1, whose product is annotated as mRNA (2'-O-methyladenosine-N(6)-)-methyltransferase. The coding region runs from base 503 to 2926 and encodes 807 amino acids. Lineage: Eukaryota; Metazoa; Arthropoda; Insecta; Diptera; Culicidae. The transcript is spliced from 5 exons. Gene Ontology annotation, molecular function: RNA polymerase II C-terminal domain binding; mRNA (2'-O-methyladenosine-N6-)-methyltransferase activity. The record is from RefSeq and is a predicted model, not a curated record. Gene Ontology annotation, cellular component: nucleus.